Messenger RNA from Chara braunii, 589 nucleotides. NCBI's taxonomy places the organism in Eukaryota, Viridiplantae, Streptophyta, Charophyceae, Charales, Characeae. The record is from the annotation of a GenBank genome assembly.
GGUCAGAGUCUACGUGGUGAGGUUUGGAAUCACUAAUCCGGUUGUACACUUAUCACCAUGUUGGAGUUGCGUAGUGGGAAGAGUACUAGCCCAUACACCCCUGAGCAGCAAGAGAAGAUGGCCGCCCUAGUGAGAGAAAACAGGGAGAGGAAGGAGCUCGAGAAGCAGGCGAAGCUAAAGGCUAUCGCAGAGGAACAGGCGGCUAACAUGAAGAGGUUGGAGGAGGAGAUGAAGAAAGUUCAGCAGGAGGAAGAAGAGAGGAGAAAGGUUGCUGAAGAAGAAGCGGCAGCAGAAGAAGAAAAAGAAAGAAUGCGUAUUGAAGGAGGAGAAGGGAGUAGUGGCACGAAGAGGGAUACAGAUGAAGAGAUGGAGAAGAGGAUAAGUGAGUGGGUCGCUAAUUUAUCGUUGGGAGAAGACGAAACGGCGAGAAAGGGAGGAGGAGCAGAAGUUGGCAUGGAAACUGAGGAUGAAGACGGAGAAGAAGAGGAGGAGAGAGGAAGUCAAUAAACUGACUGCAGAGGUGGCGAAGGUGAAAGAGUGUAAAAAAGAAGUGCAGGCCCUGGCAGACGACAAGGCCAAAUGGGAUAAG